GUUAAGAUUACGCUAGAAGAAUUAGGUGUGAAUGAAGUGAAACAAGUUCACAUCAAACUGGGAUAUGUGCAUGAUUGCAGUAAUUUGCUUGUGUUGAAUAAUGAUAGUGAUGUACUCAAAGUCGGGCAAAUGGUGAAUGAUAGUAGGAUGGUGGGUCUGUAUGUGGAGCAUGAAACUACAAACAAAAUUGGUGAACCUUCUCAAACUGAUAACCUAACCUCAUCUUUUCCUCAUGUUAAUGAACCUGUGAGUUAUGUUGGUGAUUGUGAUGAAAGCAUGACAAUAAAUAACCAUAGGGAUUCUGAUGAUCAUCUUGUUAAUGUGACUUAUGAUUGUGACUUUUCUGCUGCUGGUUAUGCUAUUAUGUUUGAUGAAAACAUUAUUAGUGAUGUUGAGUUUGGGGGCAUAAACAGAUAUGUACCUCGUGUUGAGUCCAUAGGCAGUAAAGCAAAGGAUAAACAUAAGGGUCAUAAUGUUUUCAAUGAGAAUUCAGACAUUUCAAACUCUAAUUUUGAGUUAGGCAUGUUUUUGACAGACAUGUCUUUGUUUAGGAAAACCGUUAGACAACAUGCUAUUAAGAAUGGGAAGGAUGUGGUUUUUAGCAUUAAUGAGAUAACCAAUGUACAAAUUAUGUAUGCUGCUAAGUUGUAUGAUGAGAAUAGUAUCUAA
This is a messenger RNA of Striga asiatica, 669 nucleotides long. The record is from the annotation of a GenBank genome assembly. Lineage: Eukaryota; Viridiplantae; Streptophyta; Magnoliopsida; Lamiales; Orobanchaceae.